Papaver somniferum (opium poppy) is the source of this 3551-nucleotide messenger RNA. Its product is annotated as replication factor C subunit 1-like. The transcript has 23 exons. Bases 215 to 3217 code for a protein of 1000 amino acids. Gene Ontology annotation, molecular function: DNA clamp loader activity; ATP binding; DNA binding. Gene Ontology annotation, cellular component: DNA replication factor C complex; nucleus. Lineage: Eukaryota; Viridiplantae; Streptophyta; Magnoliopsida; Ranunculales; Papaveraceae. Gene Ontology annotation, biological process: DNA repair; DNA replication. The record is from RefSeq and is a predicted model, not a curated record.
UCUGUUUUUCCCGAAAGAAAAAAGAUAUCCUUCGGUUGUACAGAGGAAGGAACUCUUGGUUACUUGAGUCGUCUAAGUAGAAGAAAAACUUCUCAGAAACUCAUCGAUACCUGAUAUUGAUCGAGGGAUUUGUGCAUGUGGUUCUUGAUGAAAUUUCUGAAUUAGGGUUUUCAGAAAAGUUGAAAAUUUGACAAACAGUGGUUGCAUAUUUGACAUGGGGGAUAUCAGGAAAUGGUUCAUGAAAGCACAUACCAAGAAUGAUGCAACAACCCCUGCUGCUAAACCCCCUGCUGCAGAUUCACCUCCUGUUAAACCGGCUGCGAUUAUCCCACACGCAGAAAAAUCUACGAAUGGAGGGCAAGAGAGCUCAGGAAGGAAGAAAACUAGUAGAUACUUUGCUACUAAGCCAGAUAAGUCUAAAGAUGAACAGCAGGCUGAGAAAACAGUAGCUAAAAGAAAACCCCAAGAAAGUUCUAAGGCAUUAGACGAAGAUUUAAAGCCUCCACCUGUGAAGAAGCUUCACAAGGCUAAAGAAGAAAAAGAUAGUGGUUCUAAACCUCCACCUGUGAAGAAGCUUCUCAAGGCUAAAGAAGAAGAUGAUAAUGAAGAUGAUGAUGAUGACUUUGAGCCUAGUCCUGCCAAAAAAUUGAAGAGUACCCCUCGUAAAGGAGUAAAGAAAUCUGUUGAAAUAGAUGAGGACGAUGAUGAUGAUGAUGAAGUGGGUGGUACUCCUCGCAAACCAGCUGGAAGAGGUAGUGGUGGAAGAAGUUCAGCAGCAGCCCCUGGUGGUGGAAGAGGGAGAGGGAGAGGUGGUGGUGGAAGAGGUGGGUUCAUGAAUUUUGGUGAAAGGAAAGACCCUCCCCACAAAGGAGAAAAGGAAGUCCCAGAGGGUGCGCCUAAUUGUUUACUUGGUAAAACUUUUGUUAUUAGUGGCACCCUUGACAGUUUGGAACGGGAGGAAGCAGAAGACUUGAUUAAGCGCCAUGGAGGUCGAGUUACUGGGUCUGUCAGUAAAAAAACGAAUUAUCUUCUUGCUGAUGAAGAUAUUGGGGGACGAAAAUCAGAAAAAGCUAAAGAACUGGGCACUGCAUUUUUAACUGAAGAUGGGUUGUUCGACCUCAUUCGCAAAUCAAAACCCACGAAAGCACCCCCAGAAGAAUUAAAAAACAAUUUAGGCAAGGGUGCCACCUUGCAACCAAAAGGAAGUCCUCUGAAAGUAGUAAAAGGUAACGAAGUCUCGCCCUCUGUUGAAAAGAAAACCCCCCCAAAAGGUUCGGCUCAAGGCGUUUCUCCUGCUAAACGUAAAACCCAAGUUGCGGGUGGUUCCUCAUUAACAUGGCCAGAAAAAUACAAACCGAAGACUCCCAAUGAUAUCUUGGGCAACCAGACACUUGUUAAGCAGCUUCACGAGUGGUUGUCCCAUUGGAAUGAUCACUUUCUACAUACUAAGCAGCAGGGAAAGGGAAAAAAACAGAAUGACAAUGGAGCUAAAAAAGCUGUUUUGAUAAGUGGAUCACCUGGCAUUGGAAAGAGUACAUCAGCAAAACUGGUUAGCCAGAUGCUUGGCUUCCAGGGCAUAGAGGUCAAUGCUAGUGACAGCCGGGGAAAAGCUGACUCGAAAAUUCUUAAAGGAAUUGGUGGAAGCAUGGCAAACUCUAUAAAAGAACUUGUCAGCAAUGAAUCUUUGAGUGUUAAGAUGGAACGGUCAAAACAUCAAAAGACUGUGUUGAUUAUGGAUGAAGUUGAUGGCAUGUCCUCCGGAGAUAGGGGUGGGGUGGCUGACCUUAUUGCCAGCAUCAAAAUUUCCAAAAUCCCGAUCAUCUGUAUUUGCAAUGACCGUCAUAGUCAGAAACUGAAAAGUCUUCUCAACUACUGUUUGCUUCUCAACUACAGAAAACCAACAAAACUACAGAUGGCAAAGAGGUUAAUGCAAGUUGCAACUACAGAAGGCAUCAAGAUUGAUAAUGAGAUGGCUCUUGAGGAACUUGCGGAUAGAGUUAAUGGAGAUAUGCGUAUGGCACUUAAUCAGUUGCAGUACAUGAGCCUCUCAAUGUCUGUUAUCCAAUAUGAUGAUGUGCGGCGACGCCUUCUUAGUAGUGCGAAGGAUGAGGAUAUUUCGCCGUUUACUGCUGUUGACAAGCUGUUUGAUUUUAAUGGUGGAAAAUUGAGAAUGGAUGAGAGGGUUGACUUGUGCAUGAGCGACGCUGACCUUGUUCCUCUUCUAAUACAGGAAAACUACCUUAAUUUUCGACCAAGUGCUGUUGGUAAGGAUGAGAAUGGAAUUAAGAGAAUGAACAUGAUUGCGCGUGCGGCAGAAUCUAUUGGAAGUGGAGACAUUGUUAAUGUACAGAUUCGGAGAUACCAACAGUGGCAGCUCUUUCAAACUAGUUCCCUUGUGUCAAGUAUAAUACCUGCUGCUUUGCUGCAUGGGCGAAGGGAGACCUUUGAACAGGGGGAGCGCAAUUUCAAUAGAUUUGGAGGGUGGCUGGGGAAAAACUCGACAAUGGGAAAGAAUAUGAGGCUUUUGGAGGAUGUGCAUCUUCAUCUUCUUGCUUCUCGAGAAUCCAUUUCACACAGGGAAACCUUACGAGUAGAUUACUUCCCUCUUAUUCGGAUACACUUAACUGAUCCUCUUAGAUCGCUGGAUAAGGAUGAAGCAGUUCAGAAGGUUGUGGAAUUCAUGGAUGCUUACUCAAUAAGUCAGGAGGACUAUGACUCAAUCAUGGAGUUAUCACAAUUCAAGAAGCACCCAAAUCCACUCGAGGGAAUACCGCCAGCUGUUAAAGGUGCACUGACAAAGGCAUAUAAGCAAGGAAGCAGCUCGCGUGUUAUACGAUCAGCCGAUUUAAUUACGCUUCCAGGAUUUAAGAAGGCUCCAAAGAAACGUAUUGCAGCGAUGUUGGAGCCAGUUGAUAGUGGUGGUCUGACAGAAGAGAAUGGUGACACACUAGCAGAAAGUGAAGAAGAAAAUGCUUCAGAUACUGAAGACACAGAUGGACCUGAUAAUGGUGAGAAAAAGCUGCAGCUGGAUCUCCAAAGUAAUAGCAAGAAAGGAAUCCAAGUACAGCUUGAUUUAAAGAACACUGGUAAGUCAAGUGGAAAGAAAGCUCCUGCUAGCAAAUCAAAAGCAGCAUCUGCUUCUGCAUCUGCAAAGAAAGGUAGUCGUAAUGCUGGUGGUAGUGCUGCAGCUGCUUCUGCGUCCAAGAGAAAGAGAUGAGAUGAGAAAGAGAUGAGAUGAGAAAGAGAUGAAAAGCUUAUUGGUCUGUGUAGCAUUUCAUCGCUGCCGCCAAGUUUUGUUUUUUCCGGAGAUAGCUGUAAAGGCUUGCAACUCGGUGCUGCCUCCCUCUUCCUUUAAAAUUUCCUUUUGCGUUUAGUUUUUGUUUAGCGGUGUAAGUUGGAACUAGAUCCUGCUCUAUAAAUAUGGCCUUUUUCAGUUCUUUUGGUUUUUCGUAAUGGAGCCUCAUACAGGCAGGCCAUUCAUUGCACACUUUCCAUGUCGAAUUGUUCUUUAGUUCAUGAUUUUCUGCAUCAAGUUGGAAGUUUUGCGGCCA